This is a messenger RNA of Ahaetulla prasina, 5467 nucleotides long. RefSeq names its product arrestin domain containing 4 (gene ARRDC4). Gene Ontology annotation, molecular function: ubiquitin-like ligase-substrate adaptor activity. The record is from RefSeq and is a predicted model, not a curated record. The transcript has 8 exons. Gene Ontology annotation, cellular component: cytoplasm; plasma membrane. The coding region runs from base 46 to 1299 and encodes 417 amino acids. Gene Ontology annotation, biological process: protein transport. NCBI's taxonomy places the organism in Eukaryota, Metazoa, Chordata, Lepidosauria, Squamata, Colubridae.
UGCGCGGCGGCGGCUGAGCCGGCGAGUCCGUCUGAGGCGGCGGCCAUGGCGGGCCGGGGGUGGCCGCUGCUGCCGGUGAAGGCGCUGUCGGUGGCGCUGGGCGAGCCGUCCGGCGGCGCUCAGGGCUACCGCGGCGGGCAGGAGGUCUCCGGGCAGGUGUUGCUGGAUCUGGCGGGGCCGUUGAGGCUCCGCGCCCUCCGCCUCGAGGCCUGCGGGGGCGCCCGGGCGGCUUGGACCGAAGCGCCGCCGAUGCAGCCGCCGCCUCCUUCUCCUCCUCCUCCGACCGGGACCCGUCUGGAAGCGGAGGUGCCUUACCUGGAAGCCCGGCGGGAGCUGCUGCUGGCAGGUGAUGAGGGCUUUAUCCUUUUAGAAGCUGGGAAAUACCAAUUCCCUUUCAGUUUUCAACUUCCUCUCCACCCCUUGGCGACCUCUUUCACAGGGAAACACGGCAGCAUUCAGUACUUUGUGAAUGUAACCCUGGAAAGCGCCAGUGGCCCCCAUCAGACGGCGUCGAGGGAGUUUCAAGUGAUCAGCCACAUUGAUGUCAAUUCGCCUGUUCUCUUGAGUCCUGUAAGACAAACUCAAGAUAAAAUGGUUGGGUGCUGGUUUUUCACUUCAGGUCCAGUUUGUUUGAGUGCCAAAAUCGAUAGGAAAGGGUUUUGUAACGGUGAAGUUAUACCAAUUUAUGCAGAAAUCGAAAAUUGUUCGUCGCGGCUAAUUGUGCCGAAAGCUGCCAUUUUUCAAAUACAGACUUACGUAGUUAGAGGGAAAACAAAGACUUUUCGUCAAAUGGUUGCCAACGUGCGAGGGAACCACGUUGCCUCAGGAAGCACAGAUACCUGGAAUGGCAAAACUCUGAAAAUUCCACCUGUCACCCCUUCUAUCCUUGACUGCUGUAUUAUAAGAGUGGAAUAUUCCUUGGCUGUGUAUGUUCAUAUUCCCGGUGCCAAAAAGCUGAUGGUUGAAUUGCCUUUGGUCAUUGGCACAAUUCCAUGCACUGCUUUUUCCAGCAGGAACUCAGCUCUUGUCAACCAGCUGGCUAUGGAUAUGAGGUGGCUGGCUCAGACACUGCCAGAUCAUCCAGAAGCACCACCCAAUUAUGCUGACAUUGUAUCGGAGGAAGAAUACACAAGGCAUGUUACUGUUUAUCCAACUUCGGUGGAUUGUGACGAACAGCUGCAUUGUCCUAUGCUCGCCUACAUCCAAGAAUUCCGAUUUCAGCCGCCUCCUCUCUAUUCAGAGAUUGACCCCUAUCCCACUGAAGUAGAAGACAAUCGGCUGGUUUCACUCAUGGAUUAAGGGCGAUUCCAAAAAAACUUUGGUUUGGGGUUUUUUCCCUAUUGCCUCUGCUUGAAGCAAAGCUUUUUUGAUUUUCUCCCAUUAAAGCAAUUUAAAAUUGGAGCAGGCACUAGAAGACCUGUCAAAAUGAAUCUUGAACAAGAAGGGAAGCGUGGAAGAAUGUGUUAUUGAAGUCAUUGGCCCACGCAACGAAGCCUGGACACUUUUUUGGUCAGAUACUUAUUAUUUAUUAAAUUUUUAUCCCACCCACUCCCCUAUACGUUGACCCUGGGCCAUAUCUGAGAAGAAAGUAAGUUUAGGUCGUGGUGCCUCUUCUUAGUAGCGGUCAGGAUAUUUCAGAAAGCACUAAAACAACCCGCUACAGAAGGUCUGCCUUUGGGAAUACAAAUAUUUGCAUCUGUAUCCAGGUACAAGAAUUUCUGGCCUGGAACAUUGAACUCCCUACCAAGAUUAUGUGAGAUUUUGACUCCGCAGAUUAUUAUUUAUUUUUUUUUCACACGGACAUAUCAUUCCUAAGAUGAAUAAUCACGGAGCGAUACUGUGACAUUUUUACCGAGUGAGUGAUAUUAAAAAUUCUCUAUGCAAGGUUGCAUAGGCGGAAGAUUGGUGUCACUGCCAGCUUUGGAAAUUGCAAUUUUAGAGCUGAGGCUGGAUUUCAAGAGUCGCUUUGCUCCACACUUCAGUUUGUUGAAACUUCUUCUUUUUUUUUUUCCUGCUUCAACAACAUGGCAUGAUUUGACAAGGGGUCAGGACAACCCAAACUUUCAAUCAGGACUUUUUCAGCAACUUGAGAUGCUGUGUCAGACUCGCCAUGACUUAAUCCUCUAAGUAAAAACGAUCCUUGGCUCAGAUCUUUGGGAUAGGUACAGAUUUUGUGCACCAAUUUCCCUAAAUUAAACUUUUCCCUCCCUUAACUGUCUUCCCAUCACCGACCCCUCCCCAGUGACCAAUCAGGUACAGGCAAGAUGUUUUCAGAACGGUCAGUUCAAGCAUAGGCUGGUAUGCAGCUACCUUCUUCUCCUAGCCGGGUGACCUUGAAGCAGCCUCUUGGGGAGAUACAGAAGUUAUUUUCGCUUUCCCCCCAAGCAUCCAACCUUUCCCAGAGUUCAUAGCAGACUGUCAGCGCAUGGCAGCAAUGCAAGCAUAAGGUGGCAGCUGACAUGCUGCUGCUUUGGCACUUAAUAUCAGCUAAGCUGAACAUAACAAGGAUGCUUUUGCACUCUUUAAAAACUUGCAUAAUGAAUGAUGAAACUCUAUAGGAAUAUAUCCAUGGAAUGAUAAAAGAGCCUGUAAAAAUAAAAAACCCUCCCUCCUUCCUUCCUGGAAUGGGAGUUGAGACCAAAAAUAUUUUCCACUGAGGCCAACUUGCCUUUCUUAGGGUUAACAGAAUCCAAACAGGGAGCAUUAUUAACAGGCCCAGAUAAUUUUCUGUGAAGUUUUAUGGGAAAUGAAUUACAGGUACUGUGACACGUGGAUUGAAGAUUUAGCAUGAAAUUAUUAUGGUGCAAUUAUUCUUUAAUUUGUUUCUCAGGUCAGCGUGCUUUGCUCUGAGGGUAAAGUCUUAUAAUCUUCUUUCUUAAUUUCUGGAAAAUUCUGUACUGUAACCUUUUAUAAGCUUUGCACUACAACUCAUGUCCAGAAAUAUUGCCCACGUUUCCAUCCAUAAACCGGCGGUCCUCGACUUACAACCACAAAAUUGCUGUUGCCAAGCGAGACAGUUGUUAAGUGAGUUUUGCCCCGUUUCACAACCUUCCUUCCCGCAGGUUGUUAAGUGAAUCACUGUAGGUGCUAAGUGAAUAGCACGGUUGUUAAGUGAAUCUGCCUUCCCCAUUGACUUUGCUUGUCAGAAGGAUCCCAUCACAUGACCCUGGGACACUGCAAAGGUCAUAAAUCAGUUGCCAAGUGUCUGAAUUUUGAUCACAUGUCCAUGGGGAUGCUGCAACGGCCGUCAGUGUGAAAAACAGCCAUAAGUCACUCUUUUCAGUACAGUUGUAACUUUGAACAGUCACUAAAUGAACUGUUGUAAGUCAAGGACUACCUGCACUAAAACCAAUAGCUCGGCAGAUUGAGAAAUGCCCUAUUUUCUUCAUUGGUAGGCCACACUGGCCAUCUGCACUUUGGCGCUUUUUCUUUGUCUUUGAGCCGUGGUGGCGCAGUGGUUAGAAUGUAGUACUGCAGGCUAAUUCUGCCGGCUGCCUGCAGUUCGGCAGUUCGAUUCUCACCAGGCUCAAGGUUGACUCAGCUUUACGUCCUUCCGAGGUUGGCAAAAUGAGAUUUGCUGGGGGCAGGAUGCAGACUCUUUAAACCGUUUAGAGAGGGCUCUAAAGCAGCGUGAAGUGGUAUAUAAGUCUUAAGCGCUAUUGCAAUUGUUACUGCUAUCGUCUUUCAGAAGUUUUGGGUUUGGACUAACGGUAUCUAUACCCCGAUCUAUUGUUGCACAUAUGCCCUACAUUUUUGAAUGUUCCUCUAUGGCAGAGGUCUUCAAACUUGGCAGCUUUAAGACUUGUGGACUUCAACUCCCGGAAUUCUAUUCUAUUCCAGCUAUGCUGGCUGGAGAAUUCUGGGAGUUGAAGUCCACAAGUCUUAAAGCUGUCAAGUUUGAAGACCUCUGCUCUAUGCCGCGUGCCCAGAUGAAAGUCAGGGCGACAAGCUUGGAGGAUGGCGCAGCAUAUGUCCUCUUGCAAAUGUUAACACCCUGGUUGCAAGCUGAAUCCUAAAUAGAAGCGCCUUAUUCGGGCCUGUGCAUAAUAACUCAGCAAAGUGGGUUUUGAAUUUUUUUUUACUUUUUACCAACCUUUCAUGACAUUUGACGGACUAGGUGGCUAAGACACUGAGCUUGUCAAUCAGAAAGGUCGGCAGGUCGGCCAUUUGAAUCCCUAGUACAGGUCUCCUGCAGUGAGUUGGACUAGUUGACCUCCAAGGUCCCUUCCAACUCUCUUACUGUUACAUUUGAAGAACCGAAAGGAGAGAGGUACUCUCAAGCUGUGUUUCUUAAGUUUGGCAAGCUUAAACUGGCUUGCUGGCUGGGGAAUUCUGGGAGUUGAAGUCCACCUAUUUUCAACUCCCCAAGCUUGAGUUUAGGCAGUGGAGGCAACAACCAGCACAAGGUUGUUUUCCAGUAAAAAUGAAGCCAGGUGUUCUGUUUAAAGAGCAGCCUCCUCAGAAAAGAGAACCAAGUUACUUAGAAACCAUUCUCUCUUCCUCUGUCCCCAUUAAAUAAACUUUCGCCAGCCUUCUAAGCCCAUCCAUCCUCCAGGCUUAGUUUUGAACUGUGGUUAACGAAACGGGGAUUUUGUUUCCUCCCCAAAAAAAGCGGGGGAAAUGGUUUGAAGGGACAUUGUAGCCUCUUGCUUUCUGCAGGAGGUCAAGGAACAUCCAGGCAACAUCUUCCAUUUCUGAAUAAAAGAAGUUGCACAACUUGGUUGCACAACAACUUUGGAAACUGACUUGCUGCCUUUUAAGCAGUCGUCUAAAAGGGAUGCAAGAAAACGCAUUUCAAAUCCUGUCUCUUGCUCUUCAAACCAAUAAUUCUGUUUAUAUCUUUGAAAGACAGUCCAAAAGAGGAAAACCGCACCAAAUCCUUUAAUGGCAUCACCAAGGCCUUCUUAAAAAGAAACGAAAUGCCUUUUGUUUUGCUUUUCAAGUCAAAAUGUAGAGGAAACCAAGUUUCCUUGCUUAAACUUUUUUUUAAAUUUCUUGAAGAGCAAUAAUACAAUGGUACAAAAUGCACGUCUUAAAAAGGUUGAAGCCAUGAUAAUUAUUUGGUGCUUUCAGGGGCCAAUUAAAAUACUGGUAAGAGCUGGCUAUUGAUAUUACAAAGAUCAUAUAUCAAAAGGAGAAGAUCAGCACAAAUCAAGGUGAUGGUCUUGAGAUCACGUAUAUCAUGCAAGUCAUGCGUGGCCUUAAUAUUGUUAAAACAAGAAAGGGAAACUAUCCCUAAGCAUGCUGUGCCUCGGUAUAAAACUGAAUAAGCAAAGAUUUGCAUUCUCUUCUCAGGACACAUUUUGCUUCUUAAUCAUAUAUGUAUUGCACAAUGAUUUCUCAAUAAUGAAAGGGUAUGUUUUGUUAUGUUUUCAAUUCCUGUGCAAAGCAAGCAAAAUAAUUGAAAUUAUUGUACUUUCUAUUGAAAUGUGAGCCCUAUGGGUUUCUUAAUAAAGAAGAAAGGUUG